Eurytemora carolleeae is the source of this 1560-nucleotide messenger RNA. RefSeq lists its product as uncharacterized. NCBI's taxonomy places the organism in Eukaryota, Metazoa, Arthropoda, Copepoda, Calanoida, Temoridae. The coding region runs from base 51 to 1487 and encodes 478 amino acids. The record is from RefSeq and is a predicted model, not a curated record. Gene Ontology annotation, molecular function: serine-type endopeptidase activity. Gene Ontology annotation, biological process: proteolysis. The transcript is spliced from 15 exons.
GAUUCAAAUAAGAAUGAGGAAUUUUCAGUGUUACAGGAAUCUGAAUCAACAUGAUUCAAAGUUCAUUUUGGCCAAAUUUUCUGUUUCUUUUCCUCGCAGCUGUAACUCUAACAGCAGGAGAAAACACACUUAAAAAGCAAAUGUGCGAGUGUUCAAAAGUCAAACCAGAGGUUAAUGCAGCUUUUGAGGCCAAACAUGCAUCCAGGCAUAAAAGAAGUACAGAGUCAGAGGGACCCGAGGACAGAAUUGUUGGAGGAUAUGCUGCAGAGAACCCUAAACCUUGGAUCGCUAAACUCUGGUUGAAGAAAAGUGAAUUUUUGUGUGGAUCAACUGUCAUUAAUAAAAGAUACUUGUUAACCGCUGGUCACUGUAUAUGUAAGGUUCUAAAAUGUACUGCAGGAAAACCGGAUUACGUAGCCAAGGAUGAACUGGCAGCAUAUCUUGGAGUUAACAAACAUCCUGUUAAAAUAGACAAUUCUGACAUAAAAGGAAACCCUUUGUUUGAAUAUGGUGUUGAAAGCGCAAUUGCUCAUCCUGAAUACAAGGUUUCAUUUGACAUCGCAUUGGUAAAACUAGACCGAGAUAUUGUAUUUGUUCCGAAUGUUCUUGAGCCUAUAUGUUUACCAACAGCUGAUGAUAAGUCUGAUGUUCCAUCUGAAGAUAAACCCUUGGAGGUGUAUAUAGCUGGUUGGGGAAAAACCUCUUCAGAUUGUGUAACAAAUGAGUUUGGUCCAAUAAAGAACCUGAAGUGCAAGCUACCCUUCAAGUACAGGGACGAGGAGAAUGUUGAGUGUUCUAAUUCUAGAAGUCCAAGUUCUAAAAUAGAAGAAUGUAAAAGCUUCCAAAAAUCAAUGAAAGCUGAAUAUCCACCUUCUCCUGGGACAUCCGUCAUUAUUACAGAUGGAACUAAGAAUACAACCUGCUACGCGUUUGACAAAGGGGAACAUGGUUGGUGCCAGGGUGUUGGAACUGAUGAUGAAUUUGAUGAUAAUUGGGGUUGGUGUGAAGCUGGUUGCAAACUAAAGAAAGAUUCUGAAAGAAUUGCACCUAUCCUCCAAGAAACUCGUUUAGAAAUUUUACCCUUGGGUACAUGUAAAGAUAUGAUUACCAGCGGGCAAUACAGCUUUGUUGGUAAAAAUGAGAUUUGCGCGGGUAAAAAGAAAAAGUUCAAGUCAACAAAAAUAUUUAAAAAAGAGGGAGAUAAGUAUACUCAAGCAGGGAAUACCACAGAUUACUUAGGCAUGAACAAGGAUGGGAAGUACGCAUAUGAUUAUUAUAUUGCUGGGACAGAUUCUUGUGCUGGUGACAGCGGUGGUCCAGUUUAUAGAUGGAUUAAUGAUACUGCAACUCUUAUUGCUGUUGUUGCAAGAGGAUUUGGCUCGAAUAAUCAGGAUGGGUGUGCUGAACUAAACUAUCCUGGAAUAUACACAAGGGUUGCCAAGUUCCUGGAUUGGAUUCAAGAAAAUGCCAAGGAUGGAGUUUGCUGAACAUGUUUCUGUCUCAAUCUUUAGCCAUUUAAGUCUGUUUAGUUGAAAUGAAGACAUCAUCUUAAAUCUUAAA